UCCGGAAGCCGAACAGCGCUCCGGCGGGUGACUGGCUGGGGCUUCGUUACUAUUCAUGAAGGGGCGGCCCGAGUCGGGGUGCCUUUGUUAAGCAGGGAGGGCGCGGCUGCUGGGAUUUUCGCUGCGGGCUUCCCUGAGCUGGGCUUGGUUUCCAGAUUGGGGUCGAGAUGUCCUACAUCCCGGGCCAGCCGGUCACCGCCGUGGUGCAAAGAGUUGAAAUUCACAAGCUGCGUCAAGGUGAGAAUUUAAUACUGGGCUUCAGUAUUGGAGGUGGAAUUGACCAGGAUCCCUCCCAGAAUCCAUUCUCAGAAGAUAAGACAGACAAGGGCAUUUAUGUCACACGAGUAUCUGAAGGAGGCCCUGCUGAAAUUGCUGGGCUGCAGAUUGGAGACAAGAUAAUGCAGGUGAAUGGCUGGGACAUGACCAUGGUCACGCACGACCAAGCCCGGAAGCGGCUCACCAAGCGCUCGGAGGAGGUGGUGCGCCUGCUGGUGACGCGGCAGUCACUGCAGAAGGCAGUGCAGCAGUCCAUGCUGUCCUAGCGGCCCGCCACGGUCCCAGACUUGUGCCUGCCUGCCUACAGUGACACCACUUCCACGCUCUGUCUGCCCCUCAUCCUGGCUUCUGCGGAGUACUGCGCUCCAGCUCAGAAGGGCCAGAGCUGGUCCCAGAGGCCUGUCCCUGGGACCUGACCCAGCCUUCCUUCCCCACCUCCCGCCACUGGCCCGAGGCUCUGGGACCAGCUCUCGUCCUCAGACACUGAGAAUUGUCAGUCUGUAGCGACCACAGGCUUGGCCCUCAGACCCCUGCUGCAUGGCCUUAGCAGUGCCCAAAUGGGCAGAAGGCCCCCCACUUCUUGAGAGCCACCACAAAGCUGGGGAAUGCCGGCUGGGGCCAGCCUUUCCCACACUGAGCCCUGGCUGCAGGGCUUGGCCUGGCCCCCCGUUAUCUCAGCUCUGCAGUGACUACCCCAUGUUUUUUCCUGCCUUCCCCAGCAGGGACUUGACAUACGGCCAGAGGCACUACAGAGCUUGGUCCAAAUGGAACCCAGGCAGGCUCACAGUUGACCCCCCAUCACCUCCCACCCCCCCACCCCCACCCCCCCCCGAGGGGCGCUGGCCUCCCCAGGGUUCACCUGCUCAAAAGAUUUAGAUGAAGUUUGAGGCUGACAUUUCAGGGCAGUUCUCAGGAUUGCCAUUUCCUUCUAUGCCUGUGGGUUUAACUUUAUAUUUUUUUAAUCACAAUUUUGAUAGAAAACCAUUUUUACCUUACUAUUUGGAGAUGCCAAUUCUACUCCUGAAUUUAUCUUACUAAUUCACAUCUGGAAAUAACAGCGUUGCUUUGGUUCCUGUGGAAAUGGGGUAGUAUGAAACUGCCCCAUACCUGACAUCUUGGGCCCAAAUAAAACAGUGCUGGAGUUCA
Molecule: messenger RNA, 1422 nt
Organism: Zalophus californianus (California sea lion)
Lineage: Eukaryota; Metazoa; Chordata; Mammalia; Carnivora; Otariidae
Gene: TAX1BP3
Product: Tax1 binding protein 3
Exons: 4
Coding region: 168-542 (124 amino acids)
Biological process (GO): neurotransmitter receptor transport, endosome to postsynaptic membrane; neurotransmitter receptor transport postsynaptic membrane to endosome
Cellular component (GO): stereocilium tip; postsynaptic membrane; plasma membrane
Molecular function (GO): protein binding
Source: RefSeq, a predicted model, not a curated record